CAAACCAAAAAAAUAAAAAAAAAACAAACCGGAAUAAUUCUCAUUUUAAACAAAAAAUAAACAAACACAAUUGGCAGCAUCCACAGAAAUCUUCAACACAUCCACCAUGGAAGAACCACAAAUCGUCUACAUCGAAGAACAAAUAAUCGAAAAUGAGAAUUUAUGUCGUGCAAGUCCCCUGAAAGACCGAAAAAACUCUCUGGAAAUAAUUUUAAAGCGACUUUUUGAGAUGGAGAUGAAAAUAAUGGACAGAAUGGAUGCACUAGAAUCUUGUUUCGUGAAGCAAAAUCAACGCAUUGACGAUAUUUUAGUCGGAAUUUUCAAUUCGGAGCAAAAAGUUGUCGAGGAAGAUGUUGUUGAAGAUGUCAUUUCCGACGAAUUGCCACUCGUUGAAGAGAUUUCCAUGAAGCGACAGUCUGAAAACGAAUCUCCUGAUGCCGAAAUUUUGUGUAAACGACAAAAACCUGAAUCACCGCUGGUUGUCGAGUCGUAUUACGAAGAAGAAGCUCUUCCAGUUGCGUGUCACGUCGUUUCCGAAGAUUGUUUUGCUGCCUUGCCUUUCACCAAUUUCGAUGACGUGCGAAAUUUCAACAAAUCUCUCGUCCAUCAGGAAGCUUCGAACAACUUUGUCAAGUACCUGCAGCGUCAUGUGCGUCUCGAUGAUCCUCUCAUGAGCGUUUCCGAGCAAAUUAUUCGUCUCGUGUUGUCCGAACAAAUUUUAAUUGAAUCGACUUGGGCGAGUAAAGCCACCGGAAAACUUCGAAUUUCGUCUCUCGAAAAUUUCCUGAAAUGCUGUUUGCGCUUCGGAAACUUGUAUUUCGAUAAUUUUACGUUGAAUUUGGUGCGGGAACAAACAAUGGCGAUGCUUCAUGAGCUCCGUGUCGAAAAUGGUCUCGCAUCUGGGGCCGUAAAAAUCGCUCAGCGAUCACGUCGCAAAUCGUUUGGCACGUCAAUCACGAGAAAUGACGUCGAUUGACGAGUUGGCGCCUGACGAAUAGACACAAAGGCAAAUAUUUUGUCACAAUAAAUGAGCGAUUCGGAAAUGUUUACUCGACAAAUAUUGAAGUAAUUGUUCAUUUUUGAAUUUUAAUCAGUGACUAUUAUUAGUCAUGCACAAGAGCAGAGGCAAUGCGCAUCGAUAGCAACGCGCUAAUUGGACCGACGUGCCGCAAGCCAAGUAUAAAUAAAUAUUUUGGUCGAUGCGAGAAAUUAAUUCAGUUCAAUCCAAUCAGUUAUAACAAAGAGUUCGCACACCAAAACCACAAAAAAUGACAAAAAUCACUCAAAACUGCUUCCUGAUCACGAUUUUGAUCGUCAUCAUCUUGACCGUGAUAACAAAAAUUGUCGCAGCUCGCCAUCUCGAACCCUUAGAGAGACAAAAACGAGACAGCAGCAUCUUCCCAGCGUUCUAUUGGCGCGAAAAAGAGUCCCAAAGACGUCGAGAAUUGGCGAAAAAAUCAAAAUUAACUGAACAAGAUAUCGAAAAAGUCUACGAAGAUGCUCUGGAAAAGGCUUACAAGACAUAUCUCGCAAGCAGGAAGCAACAAGAAGGACUAAACUCGUAGAAAAAAGACAAAAUUUUAUGUUUUUCUAAAGCAAGUUUGUAACUAGGUCAAAGCCGUAUUUAUUUAAAUAGUUAAUAAUUUUAAUUGUAAUGUAAUUUAUUUUGAUAAUAUUUAAUAAUAAUAUAUUUUAGAGUAAUGAUUAUUAUAAUCAUCACUUGUUUAGAA
Messenger RNA from Culicoides brevitarsis, 1730 nucleotides. RefSeq lists its product as uncharacterized. Lineage: Eukaryota; Metazoa; Arthropoda; Insecta; Diptera; Ceratopogonidae. The record is from RefSeq and is a predicted model, not a curated record. Bases 107 to 976 code for a protein of 289 amino acids. The transcript has 2 exons.